Molecule: messenger RNA, 1792 nt
Organism: Amyelois transitella
Lineage: Eukaryota; Metazoa; Arthropoda; Insecta; Lepidoptera; Pyralidae
Product: retinoid-inducible serine carboxypeptidase
Exons: 9
Coding region: 363-1640 (425 amino acids)
Biological process (GO): proteolysis
Molecular function (GO): serine-type carboxypeptidase activity
Source: RefSeq, a predicted model, not a curated record
CAUUCGGAAACAGUGUCUUACGAGGUAAACACAGGAUCUUUAGCUUUUUACCGAAUUUAAUUUCGGAUUUCGAAGAAACAGAAUAUCGUGUCUGAUGAAUCAAAUAGCUAUUUACGAGUAAGUAUUUAUAUGUUCUAAUAGGGAGCGCGUGACAGUUUCCACUUAAGGUCCUGGAACACGUGCUCGUAUUUUUAGCCAUUAAUUCAUUAGUUCAUUAGUGUCCGAGUGAUAUCACCAUUAGCUAGGUUGGCGGGCCUGAAAUGUGACGGUCGUGGCGGGAAUCUGCCGAGAGCGUGCGUGUGAACUUGGGAAAUUGCUGUGUGUGGCAGGUGAUAUUGGUAACCAGUGAAUAAAACACCACCAUGAAUAGUGCAAUCUGGUCUGCUCCCGCAGUAGUAUUGUUUGCAGUACUCACUUGUGUAAAGGGGGAAACGAAUCCAUAUCUCGAGGCUUUAAAGACGAGGCCAUGGGAGAGCGUCCAGAAAUACGUUAUGGUCAGGCCGGGAGCCUACCUAUUCUACUGGCUUUACUACGCUGAUGGGACGAGCGUGGGCGCAGAGAACAAACCGCUUAUAAUAUGGAUCCAAGGAGGGCCGGGACUGGCUGCGAGUGGAAUUGCAAAUUUUGCAGAGAUCGGCCCGCUCAAUAUGGACAUGCAACCGCGAAAUCAUACAUGGGUAAAAGGAAGGAAUUUGUUACUCAUUGAUCACCCCGUCGGCACCGGGUUUAGCUAUAUCACUGACAACUCACUGCUGGCAAAAAAUGAUCGGGAAAUUGCCAUUGACCUUUCGAAGGCUAUAAAAGCGUUUUUUAGAACGCACAAGAGAUUUCGCAAAACGCCCACAUACAUUUUUGGCCAAAGCUAUGGAGGAAAGAUGUGUCCUCGUUUAGGAUAUUAUCUGCAUACGGCCAUAGAAAAAAAGCGUUUGAAAAUGAAUCUCAAAGGAAUCGGUAUUGGUAGUGCUUGGGUGGACCCGAAGGAAAGUACAUUAAUAUAUCCAGAAUAUCUUUUUAUGAUGGGAAUAAUAGAUCAGAAAACAUAUUUAAAAGCCAUGGAAAUAGCUAAAAGGGUUGGCAACUACAUAGACAAAAGGGAAUAUGUUAUAGCCGGGAAAUGGGACAACCUGCUUUUUAACACGUUGACUGAAGAAGCUGGAAUGGAGAUUAAUUUCAAUAACAUCAACCAAGAGAGUCCGUACCCUGCCUUGGAGAAGCUGCAAGAUAAUAUUAACAAAUAUGUGAAGCCAACUUUAUUGGAAGUAAAUCAAAGCAUUGAAUGGAAAUACAUUUCGGAGCCUGUGUUUCAAAAUUUAAAUGAAAGCUUUCUUGUACCGUCAACUAAAUUUUUAGAAUUGCUUCUCAAUAGAACAGAUUUGAAAAUAUCUGUUUAUAAUGGAAAUUUAGAUAUCAUCACAACAGUAGCUGGAGCAUCGAAUUGGGUACAUAAAUUAAAAUGGCACGGAUCAGAGGAGUUCAAAUACGCACAGAGGUACCCGAUAAACGGAGAUAGGAAUGGUUUCUACAAAAGCGCGAAACAGUUGAGUUUCUGGUGGGUCUUCCGAUCUGGACACUGGGUUCCAGAGGACAAUCCUGUAGCUAUGGCGCAAAUACUCGAUGCUAUGAUAGAUGACGAACGGUAGUAUACAAAUAUUAUGUAAACUUUGUAAAUAUAUAGUUUGUAAGGUUUAAAUAAAUAUAACCUUAUUAUUUUUGUUAAUAUCAUUUCCCUGAUAUGCUAAUGUUUUUAUCGAUUGAAAACCUUAGUGCUCUAUCAAUAAAUUUCAUUGAUAAA